AUGGGCUUGCGCGAGAUCUCCUCGUCGUCGAGAUCCGAAGCCGUCGACAUCUUGAAACUCCGAACUCGAAAGGGGAACGAAAUAGUCGCCGCAUUUAUAAAAAAUUCGAGGGCGACGGCCACGCUCUUGUACUCCCAUGGCAACGCCGCCGAUCUCGGCCAGAUGUUUGAGCUCUUCGUCGAGCUCAGCUCUCGGCUUCGCGUCAAUUUGAUGGGGUAUGACUAUUCUGGUUAUGGGCGAUCAACAGGGAAGCCCACAGAGUAUAACACGUAUGCAGAUAUUGAGGCAGUUUAUGAAUGCCUUCAGGAGAAGUAUGGUAUUGCAGAGGAGGAUAUUAUUUUAUAUGGGCAAUCUGUUGGAAGUGGCCCAACUGUUGACCUGGCCUCUCGUUUGACUAAUUUGAGAGGUGUUAUUUUACAUAGUCCCCUCCUUUCUGGAGUGAGAGUGUUAUUUCCUGUCAAACAUACAUACUGGUUUGAUAUUUAUAAGAAUAUUGAUAAAAUGGGUUUAAUAAACUGCCCAGUGCUUGUAAUACAUGGCACGUCAGAUGAAGUUGUCGACUACUCCCAUGGGAAGAAGCUUUGGGAACUUAGCAAAGAAAAAUAUGAACCAUUGUGGGUGAAGGGUGGAGGGCACUGCAACCUCGAGCUGUACCCUGAGUUUAUAAGACACCUUAAGAAGUUUGUAUCGACUGUAAAUAAGAGAAAGACUUCAAAAAGCAACCCAAUUGGUGAUAAUGAUGAAGACAAAUUACAUGAACCCUUUGAGCACCCUGAGAUGUCAAGAAAGAGCUUAGACAGCAAUAUUGGAAACCCAAAGAAGAUGGAGCAGCCUGAGAAGUCUCGGAUGAGCACUGAUCAAGUUGACAGGAACAAGAAAAAGAAAGGUUGGAUUUGGUGAAUGGUCUUCAAAUUGAUCCAGGUUAAAAUUAUAUGAGCUGUUUAUUUGUGAGGACCUAAUUGAAUCUGUAUAUUUUGUAAUCCCUGUUGUAUUUCGUCUGACAACAUUGGAGUUCUCGGUGAGGGCUUGGUUUGAAAGGAGGCACAGAUAUUAAAUGAUCCCUUCAUCAGCCAUGGUCUUCUAACACAGAGAGACAUAUUUCCUCCUGCCAUUAUGGACAUACAUUUUUGUUAGUUUAAACAGGAGAAGCAGUUUGUUCAUAUUAACAUUGUUGCUUGAUCUUUGUUAGCCGCAGGUGUUUUGUAAAAUUUUCUCGUAAACACGAUGAACUCUCAGCUUUUCUUC
Asparagus officinalis (garden asparagus) is the source of this 1245-nucleotide messenger RNA. Its product is annotated as protein ABHD17B-like. The transcript is spliced from 6 exons. Lineage: Eukaryota; Viridiplantae; Streptophyta; Magnoliopsida; Asparagales; Asparagaceae. The coding region runs from base 1 to 900 and encodes 299 amino acids. The record is from RefSeq and is a predicted model, not a curated record.